GUAAUAUUACGAAUACGUUACGCAUGUUAUCAAUAUCAAUCAUUACCGUAUGUAAAAAGUGUCACGUGACACUAGAGGAGUGGUUGAUACCUAAUUAAAUUAAAUUUACCCCCAGCAAAUUUCAUGUUUAAGAAAAGUCAGUUUCUUUCCUUGAAUCUUAAUUGACAGUUGGCAUUUCCUAAGAUUUUCAAUGGUCUGAGGAAUUACUCGAAGAUUUAUACAGAAACCAACAAAUUGGUCAAACACAUACUAUAUAAACUUUAAGAAGAUUUUGUAUUCUCUUACAACACAGUAGGUAAUAAAUAUCUCAUUAGUCAUCAUUAUACAUCAAUUUAAGAAGAUUUUGUAUUCUUUUACAAUUUGGUUUAUGCCAAACUAAUUUUCUUUUGCAUAUUAACUUAUUCAUUAUAUGCAAUGUUUGAUAUAAAAAUCGAGUAGCCACAAGUUUUGAGAGUUCAGAUUACGUCCUCGUAAUUUUGUUUAUCUAUAAAGCUAGAAAAAGAAGAAAAAAAAAUGAAUUGUUAAACUAUCUCGAAGCAGUAGAUAUGCCAGCGGACGAUAUGCCACAGCCAGGAUUCGUGAAAAAUGAAAGCGACCUAGCCAUCAUGGUGGCAACGGCUCUAGCCUUCUCCAUCUUCAUCGUGGGUUUGGCUUCGGUUUGCUAUCGCUGGGCCGGUCGCAGGUUUUACGCGGACGAGCAAUCCGUAAACCUGUCUACACACCCCCAACAUGAACUCCAGACCGCGAGGAGGGGUACGACGAGGCGUGGGAUCGACGCAGCGAUCGUGGAAUCGUUUCAGACGUUUCUAUACUCUGAGGUGAAGGAGCAGAGGAUUGGUAAAGGCGGGGUCGAGUGUGUGGUGUGUCUUUGUGAGUUCCAAGACAAUGAUAGGCUGAGUUUGAUGCCUAAUUGUUGUCAUGUGUAUCAUGCUGAUUGCGUAAGUGUCUGGCUCUCUGAUCACUCCACGUGUCCGCUCUGCCGUGUGGAUCUUGUCUUCCAACAGGGUCAGGGAAGCGACCCGGAUCCUGAACUAGGAGUUGUCGAUACUACAGAAGCGCGUUUGUCUGAAAGUAUGACGUGGACUAAUAGGAGCAGACCGCCUCGGUCUAGGUCGAUGAGAUUACCCCAUUUGCGAGUCGCUGAUAUGUCAUUAUCGAGAUCUCAUUCGACCGGACACCGUGUGGCUGAACCGGUGGAGAAUUUGGACCGGUUUACACUCCGGUUACCAGAUGGUGUACGGACGAGACUGAUAAAGAAGACGCUGGUGAGAAGCUCGCAGGGUUUGUACAGAAGCAGAAGUGUCGGAAGCAGAAGCGCGAGGAGUGUCUUCUCAGAACAAUGGUGUAACUAUAAGAACCAUCGGCGGAUACAUUCGAUGACUCUCUCCUUCACUGAUCAUCUUCGCGUAUGGUUGGCAGGAGAUGUGGUGGCUCCGCCGAAUAGUGAGCAGACAUCUAGAGAAUUCCGACCAGAUGAUCUAGUGUAAGAAUGCUAGCUUUUAAGUGUGUUUUUGUUGCAACAUAUUGUUUGCGUUCAUUUGUAUUUGAAGAUGAUAAUUUUAGAGAAAAAAUAAAAUGGAAUGGUAAUUGUCAGAAGUGGAAUUUGAACCACACCGUCUUAGACCACUCGGCCAUAUAAGAACUCCGACCAGAUGAUCUAGUGUAAGAAUGCUAGCCUUUAAGUUGUUGCAACAUUUUGUUUGCGAUCGUUUGUAUUUGAACAUGACAAUUUUAGAGAAAAGGGAAAAAAAAAUGGAAAUAUGAAUGUCAGAAGUGGGAUUUGAACCCACGCCCUCUUUCGAAGACCAGAACUUGAGUCUGGCGCCUUAGACCACUCGGCCAUCCUGACAUUUUUGAGAGGAUGUGGUGAUAUGUUUUACAUAAUUGUAACCUAUGUCAAGCGCAUACAAUUCUACAUGAAAACUAAUCAAUCUAUCAGUAUGGGAACUGUAGAAUAGUGUCCAUAUAUACUAUGAUCUAUCUUUGGUGUGAGGAAUAUACUGAGUGAAAGAGAGGGUUUAGACUUGUGGUAAGUAUGUAACUAGGGACAUGUGUUACACCUGAGAUAGUAUAUGUAAAUGGCUGAGAUAUGAAGCCAUAUCCUCCUUGUCGUUUUUUCAAGCUGAGAUAUGAGACUGUUAACAUAUCAGCUAGACGAGAGAAAAAAAAAAAGAAAGAGAAAACUCAAUUGUCAAGAUCAAAGCUCAAGUUCUAGUGGAUUGCUACCAAACCCAAUGAGUAUAGUUCUUCUUCACAUUUGAGGAAGUCCGAGUAAACAAGCUUUCGUGUCUAGUUGUUUAUUCUCGUUCUUCGUUCUUCAAUCAAUUUGCAAAUCUGACUAGAUUCAAUCUAAAUAAUCUUAACAGGUACAAACCAUGGCACCAAGUCUAUUAAAUAUCACCCAGACAAACUAAAAAGAAUAAUAUCAAAACAAUGUUUAGCUACAAAUUUUUUUUUAUCAAUCAGUAAUGUCGAAACAAAGCUUAGCCUCAUCCCAAGGACCAUUAAUCUCAAACUUAUACUCCUGCAUCCUUAUCAACCAAUAAGGACACACAACAUUAACAACAACCACAAGCACCAGAAACAAAACAAAGAACAACCUAUGCAGCGCAUAAACAGAGUACAUCGUCAAACCCAUCAACGCAAACGAGAACCCCAAAUGCAACCCAAACGAAAACUUCUUGAUGCAGUAAGCCACAAGAGGA
Molecule: messenger RNA, 2705 nt
Organism: Brassica rapa (field mustard)
Lineage: Eukaryota; Viridiplantae; Streptophyta; Magnoliopsida; Brassicales; Brassicaceae
Product: RING-H2 finger protein ATL38
Source: RefSeq, a predicted model, not a curated record